Messenger RNA from Paramuricea clavata, 1329 nucleotides. The record is from the annotation of a GenBank genome assembly. NCBI's taxonomy places the organism in Eukaryota, Metazoa, Cnidaria, Anthozoa, Malacalcyonacea, Plexauridae.
AUGGAACAAGGAGUCGGGACUGAAAGGGUAUUGGAGUCUUGGCUUGCAAAUAGUUGUGGUGUUGGUAUAUUACUCCGUGAUCCCGACAGAUUCAAACACUGUACUUAUCGUUGUGAUGCUGUUGGACGUAUCAUUUCUUUGGAUUGUACAUUCAAUAGUCAGGACUUGCGGUUUAUUAAUAUAUAUGCCCCUACUGACGGGACUAAGCGCAUAGAAUUUUUUCAAAGUCUUGAUACACAUUUUGUCUCUCAUAGACGGUUUAUUAUUGGAGGUGAUUUUAAUUGCAUGUUAGAAUUGGCGAAGGAUAAAUAUGGCGGAAAUCCAGCCUCAGGAGAUACUGGUGUUUUACAUCUAAAGAAACUAAUACAGCGAUUUGAUUUAGUUGACAUUUGGCAAUUUACGUGGCAAACUAAACGUGGUAGCAUUAAAUGUCGUUUGGACAGAUUUUAUUUUUCUUCAUCGCUUGUCAGGGAUUAUGACGUCGAAACAGACAUAACGAUCUAUCCAUAUUCGGAUCAUGAUUUUGUUCGGGUAUUGUUAACGGUUGACAAAGCUAGUAGUAAUGUUGGCCCCGGUGUGUGGAAGUUGAAUGUCUCAUUAUUACAAGUGCAAGAAGUUCGUGAGCAAAUUGCUUCAUUUUGGGAACAUUGGAAAGAUCGGAAAAGUGAUUUUGGCAAUGUAGCUGAAUGGUGGGAUUAUGGCAAGUUACGAGUUAAAUCUCUUUUUCUCAAAUAUAGUCACAAAGCAUCUCGGAAGCGCAAGCAAGAACGUGCGACCAUACUUAAUCGCUAUCGUCGUAUUGUGUGUAAAACAAAUUUAUCGGAGGACGAAGUUAAAGAACUAGACUUAGUUAAGUCCCAAAUGGAAACUGUGGAUUUAAAACGUAUCCAAGGAAACAAGAUCCGAAGUGGAGCAAAAUGGAUCGAAUAAAACGAACAGCCAUCGCGCUUUUUCUUCCAAAAGGAGAAACGAAGAGCGGUUAAGAAAACGUGUCAUGCUCUACGCACGAGUGAUGGGCGGAGAGGGACUGAGCAAGAUGAUAUCUCAAAGGAACAAGUUAGAUUUUAUAAAGAACUUUAUUCAAAAGUGCCGACAGAUAAAGUUGCCCAAGAUCGGUUGCUCAAUUUACUUGACAGGAAACUAACAAAUGAGCAACGCGAUUCAUGCGAGGGACAGUUAACGGUGGGUGAAUGUUUGGUAGCAGUAGAGUCUAUGGCAAAUGUCAAAACACCGGGUUCCGACGGUCUACCGAAAGAAUUUUAUUUGUCCUUUUGGGACCUGCUUAAAGAAGACUUUGUUGAAAUGGCAAAUUAUUGUUUUUUCAGUUGA